This is a messenger RNA of Oikopleura dioica, 5400 nucleotides long. NCBI's taxonomy places the organism in Eukaryota, Metazoa, Chordata, Appendicularia, Copelata, Oikopleuridae. The record is from the annotation of a GenBank genome assembly.
AUGAGCGAAGAUAAUCAAGCUGAUGAUCUAAAAGAAUUUGAUCGCAAACAGAAAGAGAAGCAAGGAGAAGUUUCUGAAGCAGUUUUUGAAGAGAUCAUCGAAGAAGAAAUAGAAGAAGACGAGGAAGACGACGUUUUCGAAGACGAUUUUGAAGACAUGGAAGAGUCAGAUCAAGUCAAGAGCCCUCAAGAAGAGAUGGAGGAGCUCACUCACUUUCCCGACUUGGAAGACAACGGGGACCGUUUUGUCCAAUUCGCAGAAGACACAAAAGCUCCCGAGGAAGAACCAGAGAUUGUCAAUCUUGCAGAAAUCGCUCCCGAACCAAAAGAGCCGACUCCAGAGCCGAAAGAACCAACCCCGGAGCCUGAAGAAGAGGAGGAAGAAAUCGAAGUUGUCGUGCCGGAUAUGAGUGACCAAGAUGUCCUGUCAAAGAACCUAAGUGGAAGGCUCUUCAAUUAUUUCGACUCCUUUGGUUACGACAGUGCUAAACGGCUCAAUCUUCAUUUAUUCCCGAGCGAUGAGGAGACACACAGUGGACAGGUUCUUCUUCAUUCUGCCGGAAACUUGCUCUUAUUUCACAACGUACAGACAGACGAAAAGACGGUUCUUCGUUCGCCGGCUGGAUCAAUAGGUUCGGUCUGCAUCCACCCAUCAAAGAAAUUCUUCGCUGUGGGAGGCAAAGGAGACAAGCCCGAAAUCCUAAUCUACUCCUACCCUGAAAUGGAAGUCGUCUAUGUCCUCCGUGGCGGUGCUGAAAAAGGCUUCUCCCACGUUGAAUUCAACCAUGAUGGCUCUCUCCUUGCUUCCGUCAGUUCAACGCCCGACUAUCUCCUCACUCUUUGGAACUGGAAGACCCAGAGUAUCGUUCUUCGCUCAAAAGCCUACUCUCUCGACGUCUUCCAAGCUUCCUUCAGCCCCGACAUCGAUGGACAACUCACGUCGUGCGGCAUCGGUCACAUUCGAUUCUGGAACAUGGCCGAGACCUUUACUGGUUUGAAACUUCAGGGCGCUUUGGGGCGAUUCGGACGAACAUCCGUUUCGGACAUUGACGCCUUCGUCCAGCUCCCGGACGGAAAAGUUAUUUCCGGCUGCGAGUGGGGCAACUUGCUCGUCUGGGACGGCGGAUUAAUCAAAGUCGAAAUCACCAGAAAGGGCGGAAAGAGCUGCCACGAUGGUUCGAUCAAGCAAAUGUUCAUCCUCGAAGGCGAACUGCUCACCAUCGGAGUCGACGGCGCCAUCUGCGUCUGGGACAUUGACACGAUCGACCAAGCCGACACUACCGAGACAUCAAUGACGUUCGAGCUCGAUCCGAUGAACUGCCUGAAAGUGCCCGACGCUGCCUUUUCCUCGAUGAUCAUGUCUUCCGAAGACGAUUCAGUCUGGUUCGCGCAAGAUCAAAAUGGCGCAAUUUGGGAACUCGACCUUUCUUUCAGCCACACAACUAAGCCGCCAAAGAUUCUGGAUCAAUUCCACGGUGGAAAUGUCGUCGACAUGUGCGCGCACCCUACAGCUUGCAUUUACGUAUCCACUGGCGAUCGACAAGUCCGGAUCAUCGACAUUCCCUCUUCUUCCGCUCUCGCCGCGAUGAAAUUCCCGGUCAAGGGUACGUCAGUCUGCUGGCCAAAUGACACCACCAUCGUUGUCGGCUUCGAAGAUGGCACAGUUCGAAACCUCUCUUAUGGUAAAAUGAAGUCGAAUCACUCCCUGCUCCUGCGCCAGGCGAUCCGACCGCAUGGAAAAACCGUGAAUUCAAUUCACUCAAGCCCUAAUGGCAAGCUUAUUGGAUCAUCUUCUGACGAUGGAACUGUAUUCAUCUUCAGUUUGAAGGACAACACCAUGGAAGCUGUCGGUUUCGUUUCCCUCGGAUCAAUGAUCAAGGAUUUUACCUGGGUUAAUGACUCAGUCCUUCUCUGCUGGAGCAAGACUGGCGCGAUUUUCCAAGUGACCUUGCCGGAAAUCAGCUCGAUCGACACUUCUGUUUCCUUCUCCAUUUCCAACGUCAACAUCGUCGGCUAUCAAUUCCAGAGCUGUAAGGGCAAGCGAGCGCGAGCAAGAGCAAAAGCAAAGUUCGACGACAAACUUGCCAAGCUCAAGAAAUCCUGCGACGAAAAACUCAAGGCCGCGCAGAAGAAAGCUGCGGAUAUGGGCGACCAGGUGAAAGAUGAUGAGAUCAAGAACAUCUACGAGCCGGUAAAUUCGAUGGAAUUUGAAGAGCUCGAAGAAUAUUUCUUCGUCCCAGAAACAGUCGGAGAAGUUAUUUGGGCUAAACCAGCGGAUGAAGAAGGCUAUGUUCUGUGCCAAAUGGCCGGCUACGAUCAUGGCUUAGUUUACAAAUGUAAACUCAGUGAAUUUGAAGAAAUGCCGGAGCCUGUCGAUCCCGAAGACGCAUUCAUGCUCGAUGAGGAUUUCCACGUGACAUCUUGGUCGGAAGGCAAAAACCGCAUCUACGCCGGUUCCUUGGACGGCAAAGUACGAAUUUAUCAAACAGAAAAGGAGCACUACUCUGAAGCCGAUUUGGAAAACGGUUUCGAGAGCCAUCACACAAUCGCAAUGCACGACUGUCAGCUUGGAAGUCUUUCAAAAAUUAUUCUCACCUCUGACCAGAAAUGGAUGAUCUCAGCAGGACUCGACGGCAAUGUCUUUGCCUACGGAGUGACUCCCGUUGACGAAAUUGAACUGCGCCCUCCAGUGGAAAUCGCUCUCGACGAUCUUCCAGUUGGAGAUGAAGUCAAAGGAAGUUACUCACUAGAAGAAGCAAAACAGAAAUCAGAAUACGACCGUCGAGUCAAAGAAGCAAACCUGCUCAAGAUCAAAAAGAGAAAGCAAAUUGAAAGCCUAAUUGAAAAAUUCGACAAGCUAAAGGAUAAAAAUGCGCAAUUGCCCGAAGCAUGUCAGCUGCUAAAGAAAGACUUCGAAAUCAAUCAAAAGCUCACUGCGGAAGCCGAACAAGCUCUGGCAGACAAGCUGGACCUGAUUCAACGCCAGAAUCAGUGGGAUUUGGCGAAGGCGAAAUUGCGAUACGAAAAGGUCUUCAAACGAUUCAGAGGAGACAUAAUGGAAGAUCCAAUCACGCUUCAUGCUAUUCAAUCGUCAGAUUCAGUCAAAUCCUACGAGCUGCGAUCUCUUCCUGAAGAAUUGAAAGAAGCGCUAGAACGAUCAGUAACAGCAGAGAAAAACGUUCGGGAAAACAGCUCUCGCGGCAAUUCCAGGGGCGGUGGUCGUGGAAACAUAGAAGAGACUCAAUCAAUGUCUUCUGCAAAAAUUUCGGAAACGGCGAUCGACGAGUUGCCAGCUGAUGCGUCUCGUGCUCAGCGAAAAGCGGAAGAAAAGAAAGCAAGAAAAGAAAAGCGAAAGCGCGAGUGGGAAGAGCUGAUGAAGCAAAAACCCGACGAUAAUCGAAUCAAUCCCAAAGAUGAGGAAGAGAUUCGUAUCGCGAAGAAGACUUUGGGCUACUUCCACCUGAAAACGUCGAAAGACUACAUCGUCCCCGACCAUUUGCGCAGCAAUACGAAUCAGAAAAAGCGACAGAUCGCCCUCCUUUCCCAAGAAAUCUUUAGACGCAAAGAAACAUUCAACAAAAAGGUCCGCGCUGGUCGAGAUGAAAAAAUCGCAAUUCGAAAGGAUCUGCUCAAAUUGUGCGAAAAAGUGAAAGAACUCGAAGCGAUUCUGCCAGAAGAAGAGCACAAAAUUCCACCAGCGAUUCCAGAAAUAAGGCCGGAAGAAACGAACGAGCACAAAUUUCAGCUACCAAAUCGUGCUUCUGCCAAUAAAUUUUCGAGCCCAAGCGACACUGGUCUCGGGCGAGCGCGCUCAGCUCAAGCUCUAGCUCAAUCAAUCGGAGUCUCUUCGAAAACUCAGCUUAUUGAUCGCUCCGGCCGAGGAUCCGGCGAAGCAAAAGCUCUCACGGAGUUUGAACAAGCAGAACUCACGAGAAAGAUCGUCAUCAGUCGAUUUGAACGCGACCAGGCUCUAGAAAAAGCAGCAAAGCGAAUUUCAAACUUUGACAAGGAUGUCCGAACGCUCUACGUGUUCAAAGCUCGUCUUGACGAGGAUCUGGUCCUGGCUGAGCUCCGAUUAGACACUCUUCAUCAAGAGCUGAUCCUCCUCAAGGACUUUGAAAAGCGAGAAAAUGCCAUCCUCGAGCGAGUAGAAAAGAAAGAAGCAGAAAUCGACGAGGCCUCGGCCCGCGCUUCUCAAGUCAAAGCUCGCCUUGAUUCGAAGCGGAAAGAGGUUGAAAAACUCGCUGCGAAGGAAAAGGACUGCCUUUCGGAUUUCCAGCGACUGAUCGGCGAAAACAACAAGUUCGAAAACUACUUGACAAAAGUUUACAAAAAGAAAAUCAAGCGUGCGACCCAGAGCAACAACGACGGCUCUGGAAGCGACUCGGACUCUGAUUCGGACGACGAUGACGAGGACUACUCCGACGAGGACUCUGACGCGGAACCUUUCGAUGACACCGUCUGCCCGGCAAACUGCGAUCAGGAGCAGUUUGACAAGACGAUUCUCCUCCGAGCACAUCGAUGCGCGAUUGAAGAUGAUCAUCAAGACGCGAAAAAAGCUUCAGAGAGUUUGCGAAAAGAACACGACGCCCUGUCCAAGAAAAUCAAGCUUUUCAACAACCAGCUAAAGUCGUCCAUGGAAGAUUUAGACGCUUUCCAACAGGAAAAGCAAGGAAAACUCAACGAAUUGUGGGUCGUAGUGCCGCUGGAAAUGUCCCAGAUUUUGAUAGAACAAGACUUUGAAAAGUUCCCUGUGAAACAAGGACUCGUGGUUCCGUCCGAAAAAAUGAACCGGUUGUCAACCCGAAUUGAAGAACUUAUGGGCGAGAAAGAAAACGAAAAGCUCAAGUACCGAAAAGCGAAGCAACAACACGUCCAUUUGGUCAAGGGAAACAAGGACAUCGUCAAUCAGGUCAAAGCUCUGGACGAAAAGUGCAAUCAAGCGAUGAUGCUCAAGUUUGGUCGAAUUGUCGAUAUCGACUCCUUGGCCAUGGUUACUGUUCCCAGAGCAGUUGAAGAAGGCCAGCGAGUGAACCAACAGAAUGAAAUCAACCUGGCCCGAGAGGAACUGGAAAUGGACAAGAAGAUUCUAGCGCUCCGGGAAGAACUCGCCGUUCAUGUCAAGGAGAACACAGAUCGAAUUGCUCAAAUAACAAUGAUGAAAGGCGAAGAUUACAAGCUUAAAUUUGACCUGGACAUUGCUACUUCCGAUACUCGACCACAACAUUUGGACGAGCAGCGAAUUAGGGACGAAGCUUACCGACGUGAAACUCGCGAAAUCAUCCAAGAGCAAGAGAACGAAAUCAACCUGCUCAAGGACGAGAUCAUCCGCCUCACUCGAAAAGGAGGCCACCUCCUUCCACAUCCUUCCUACGCUGCUGAUCAUGCCGGAGAUCAUUAA